This is a messenger RNA of Adelges cooleyi (spruce gall adelgid), 2007 nucleotides long. Its product is annotated as solute carrier family 46 member 3-like. The record is from RefSeq and is a predicted model, not a curated record. Lineage: Eukaryota; Metazoa; Arthropoda; Insecta; Hemiptera; Adelgidae. Gene Ontology annotation, molecular function: transmembrane transporter activity. Bases 168 to 1724 code for a protein of 518 amino acids. The transcript is spliced from 8 exons. Gene Ontology annotation, biological process: transmembrane transport. Gene Ontology annotation, cellular component: membrane.
UUGAUGUUUGAACAUCGUGUUUCAUUUACAUUUUAAACAUUAAUAUAAUACAUAUUUAUUUUAUAUUCUUAUAAAUUACUAUUGUUUUUCAAAUUAAUAAAAUAAGCCGUGAAAUAAUGUUAUAAAGUGCAAAUCGAAUUUUCCAAAAACAACACUCAAUAUACAAAAUGCCGAAAAAUAAGGCAAUUGGAGAGACCCGCGCAACAGACGAACAACUACAGCCGGAAUGGUCGUCCAUGAAAUUCGCAACAAAAUGCAAAUACGUUUUGCGGCACAUCACCGUGGAACCACUGGUGAUGAUAUAUAUCUUGGCCAAUGUAGCGGCGCAGCUCAUCAAUCAAAAUCUUAACAUGGAAAAAGCUUGUAGCGUUAACUUGCAUUAUAGCAACGAAACGUGCUCUGCUCUCAAAACCAAUAGUAACACCACCAAGUAUGCCGCUGAAGAAGUGGUCGUCCAGCAACUGGUGGCUAACAUGCUGAUAUGGCAGACAGUCGUUCAAAAUGGGAUACCUAUGUUGUUCGUCAUAUUUCUCGGCUCGUGGAGCGACCGUCACCAAAGGCGCAAGCCCCUCAUACUCAUGCCGGUAAUAGGCGAACUGUGCAGCAAUAUUGGCAUUUUAUUUUCCGUCUAUUACUUCUACCAGCUACCAAUGGAAGUUGCAGGUAUAGCCGAAUCAGUUCCAGCGUCCCUGGGCGGUGGCUGGAUGAUCAUGUUUAUGGCCGUGUUCAGUUAUAUGGGUGACGUGACAUCGGAAAAAAUGAGAACUGUUCAAAUUGGAAUCCUCCAUUCUUUAACCACUCUAAGUAUAGCCGUCGGUUCGUACCUGCCUGGAGCUACAUUCCAAACAUUUGGAUUUUUUUCCAUUUAUAGCACAUGCGGUGUGUUAUUGGCGUUAAGUUUGUUGUACGGCUUGAUAUUUAUCAAAGAUAAAGCACCAAAAUCGAAGUUUAUCGAAGGAAAAACCACCGUUUUGAGUCAAGUUGCAGAUUUUUUCGAUACUAAACAUAUAGUUGGAGCGUUUGAAACAACAUUUAAAAGCGGGAAAGACAACAAGAGAUUUAAAAUCAUUGCACUUAUGGGUGUUAUUUUUACAGUUGUAGGACCAACCCAAGGUGAACGUUCCGUAUUGUAUUUAUUUACAAGAGUACGUUUCGGAUGGACCGAGUCUCAGUACAGUGUCUUUUCUUCAUAUUCUAUUAUUAUGAAUGCGUUGGGAACACUGUUGGCCAUAGGACUAUUGGGUCACAAAUUUGGUAUCAGCGAUCCAAUGUUGGGAUUAAUAUCUUGCGCUGGAAAAAUCCUUGCUAGAUUAAUCUAUAUGUUUACAACCAGUGAUGCAAUUUUCUACUUGGGACCGGUUGUGGACAUGAUGAACACAAUGUGCUUUAUAGUGAUGAGAUCUUUGAUUACCAAACUAGUGGCUUCGGACGAAUUAGGCCAAGUAUCAUCUUUUUUCGGCAUUUGUGAGACAGUUACGCCGUUAAUAUACGGACCGUUAUAUAGUGAGGUUUACAAAGCCACCGUGAGUACAAUGCCCGGAGCUAUAUUCGCCAUAGGAGCGGUUUUAGCCGUGUUCGGCAUGGCAUUCUAUCUGUAUUUACAUUUUGAAUGUAAGCAUAUCGCCAAAGUGAACACUAACACAGAAGAUAAGACUGAUGAACGUACACAGAUGCUUAACCCUAACCAAACCGAAGUCGUCGAUUAUGGAAGUAAUAACAUCUAAAAUACAGUUUUACCCAAUUCCUAUUCAGUAAGUUAAUUAACUUAAAAAACUGGAUUAUAUUUGGAAUUUGUUAUUUUAUGAUGAAAUUCUGUUUCUUUUUUGGCUUCGAUGUUUUUCCUUAUUUUGUUGGAAAUUGUGUGUAUAAUGUAAUUGUUAUAGUUUUACAAUUAAAUUAUUUAUUUAUUUUUGAUUUCGUACCUAUUAUUCUAUAUUCAAUAUAUAUAGUGUUUAAAGUGUUUUUUGUGGUUGAAAAAUUAAGAAAAUCCGCUGCGUUGAAAUUGUU